AUGAUCGCGAACUCGAAGGAAAAGAAAAAAGCAAAAUAUCAACAAGCGAGGAAAAUAGAUACCCAACUACCAUCCUCUAUUAAUGUAGAAGAUCAUGUUAAAGCUAGGCAAUUCGAGAUAAAGGCUCUCUUUAAAGCCAUAGAUAGCUCAAAGACUGCUUCCUCAUCAAGAGCUUUCCAAACUUUACCUAGACAUCUCAGAAGGAGAGCAGCAUCCCACAAUCCAAAGAGAGUACCCUUCAGACUUAGAGAGAAAGCUCUGGCUGAGAUAAAGGGCGAUAUCUCGAAGUUUCGUAGGAAAAGAAGGAAGUUGUUACGCACUCGAAUGAAAAAGCAGCAGAGCUCUGCAUCACGUACUGUUAAUUUACAGAAGCGACAAUUGAACAAAUCUUGGCUUGAAACACAUAUCUGGCACGCGAAAAGAAUGAAAAUGGUUAACAUUUGGGGCCACAGAUUAGCAAAGCACCCAACUGAGAAGUCGUUUAGACCGUCUGUUAGAGCUUCAAGACAAGGCUGCAUUGUUCAUGACGCAUCUUACACCGCUCUUGUACAGAUUGAUGGCAGCCAAGAGAGAAUACUCUCUUUACUAGACAGUAUCUUGGAUAAAGCGGGUGAAUCAGCUUCUUCAAAAAGGUACAUUUUCGGUACACGUGAAAUGCAUAGUUAUAUAUACAGAUCCAAUUCAUACCCAACUGAAAUUAUCUCACCUAUAUCACUCAUUUGGCAUCCUGCUGAUGGUGUUCGUGACAAGAGAAGCAUUUGGUUGCGCUGCCAUCCAUCUGCUUUCAAGACUGUUUACGAGUCUUUGAAUGAAGCAAAAAUUGCCUUGUCUGGUGACGAUCUCACAAUCAGUGAUUUAAGAGGCCAAGUCAACACUUUUGAGAUGUAUGGUCCACAAUCUAGCCAGGUUUUGGCGGGUGCAUUCAGAUUAGCAAAGGCUAAUGGUAAAGCUCAAAGAAUUGCAUGGCAGAAAAUUGGCAAAUUAACGACACCUGCACACCUUCCAACUGGCUUCGUAGCGGGUUUCAAUAUUGACGAUCCUCGUCUAAAUUACCCACCACGUAAUACGAAAGCUGACAAAGAUAAACCCGUAACCAAUCUCACACUGAGCACUACUUUGGCACAAUCGGGUAUAUUUAGUAAAGCAGAACGUGAAAAAGUUUCUAAACCUCGUUACAAGAAGGCAGAAAUUGACAGCCGACGUAGCAAAGCGCAACCGGGGAAGCCACUCGCAGCAACACCAAAUGACGAUGUUAUACCCAUCUUAGUCAUACAAAAGAAGUUAGAAGGUGGACUACGAGACAGCUUAGAUGGUUAUACGCUUAUUGUUCCAGCUGGAUGGGGCAUGCAAAUUUGGUCAUCACUUAUACACACGGACUCGCGAGUUGGUGGUAUUGAACAAGUCGAACAGUUUUCGGUGCAAGUGGGAGCUUCACAUUUCCCUGAAUCAGCUUGUCCAACCUCGUUAGCAAAUUGGGAGGAAUGUCAAAAACGGAUUGAAGAUGUCGAAGAGAGAGUAUCUAGGAAACCUAAAGGAAAACGACCACAUUAUCAUUCCGAGUUACCGCUACUGCCUUUUAUUCAGAAGCCAUAUCAAGUUGAGAAGAAGGAAGAUGUCCAGAGCGAAGUGAAAGAUGGCCAGUUACCAACACAACCGUCAGAACAAGCUAUGGAUGUCCAUGAGGACCAAGUCAAUACCAAACAGUGGUUUAUGACAGAUGAGCUCGUCCGUAUGGUACAGAAUGAGAUACAGGAAAAUCAAAAAGAUGUGCAGGAUGCACUGAAGAGUGUUUUGACUUCUUUGAAAUGCAAAGACGAUGUUACUCUUGAAGAUGCCUUAGUACAAGCCACUUUGGUGCCAAUCAAGAGAGGAUAUGUCAGUGCUUGUGGAUAUGUCUAUGAUAAAGAUAACGAUGAAACAUGUGGAAGGAUUGCCACAUCAACCUUCGCGAUGAAUGAGGGUAAAGCGGUGGCAAUUGCUAACAUGCAAGCGGUUGUUUAUUUCAAACUUUACAGCCAGAAAAAGCAUCUUGAACGUAUUGUGGUAGUUCAGGAUAAUGAUGACGAAACAAAGCGAGAGUAUCGUCUACACUGUAGAAAGUAA
Messenger RNA from Wallemia mellicola CBS 633.66, 2103 nucleotides. RefSeq names its product POP1-domain-containing protein. Gene Ontology annotation, cellular component: ribonuclease MRP complex; nucleolar ribonuclease P complex. Gene Ontology annotation, biological process: tRNA 5'-leader removal. The record is from RefSeq and is a predicted model, not a curated record. The coding region runs from base 1 to 2103 and encodes 700 amino acids. NCBI's taxonomy places the organism in Eukaryota, Fungi, Basidiomycota, Wallemiomycetes, Wallemiales, Wallemiaceae. The transcript has 7 exons.